This is a messenger RNA of Plectropomus leopardus (leopard coralgrouper), 4747 nucleotides long. It is a transcript of the gene spata13, whose product is annotated as spermatogenesis associated 13. The record is from RefSeq and is a predicted model, not a curated record. Gene Ontology annotation, molecular function: protein binding; guanyl-nucleotide exchange factor activity. NCBI's taxonomy places the organism in Eukaryota, Metazoa, Chordata, Actinopteri, Perciformes, Serranidae.
ACAGGAAUCAUCAACGAAAUUAUGAGCUCUUUUUGAGCGACUCCGGAGGAUAUAGAGUGACUCAGUUUUUAUUUCGUGCACUCACUUGACUACCGUCAGGUUUUGCCGGUCGGCGGAAGCGAAGUUUAAAGCUUGCGCAAUUUGCAAGAAGUUUACAAGUGAGCUCGUAAGCUAGCCCCAAGGUGCUAGCUUCUGUGUGUUUGAGAAGUCAGCCAGCCAUUUGUCUCAAUAUGUUUGCGGAGUAACUGGAGAGCAGGGCCAGCGCACUUGUCGUGGUUUUUGUACCCGACAUGUUUUUGCGGGAGGACGACGAGUGCGAGGCAGCAAGUCGUCGGACGUCGGAGAACCUAGCUUACUUCAUGGCUAAACAACAAAAACAGCUGCUGUGUUGAUGUGAGAAAAAGGGCAGGCGGACAACAUCAGCGACUAUGAGCAGGGCAGAACAGCACGACAGGGUCUUGUCCACAAGCCAAGACUCCCUCCCGUGCCUCCACAGCUCUAAAGCUGACCCGCUGAUCCGAAGCCGACCGCUCAGUGACAUAUACCCAUUCCACAGUCAUACUGAGAGAAGUGCAGUCCCAUGUCUGCUGUCUGGCUGUGGCGCCCAAGUAGGCUCUGAUGAAAACAGAUUGAAUUGUAUCAACUCCUCCGCCUGGUCCAACCCUGUUAUAAGUCAAUCUGAGGGAGGAAAGCCUUACUCCUCAAGAAUCAUGAGGCUUUUUUCUAACUCGAGAAAAGGCCCUGUCCCUGCUCACACUACAACCAAUGACCGCCCCACCUUAACCCACAACAAUGACAGCAACAGCGGCCCUCAGUCCUGGUCAGGACUUCCAGGACUGGGUGUUGUUGACUCCUUCAAAAAGCUCCGCUCCUCUGUGCUCCAGGGUAUACAGAGCAGAGGGGCAGCCACUCACGAUGGAGAACAUGAGCCACCAGAUCAGGAAAUGGCUAAUGGCAACACUGACCCUGGCUUAGAUGACGCAGCAUAUCGUUUAAAGAUUGCAGAAGGAUACAGAGUGUCUAAUGGAAAUUUAACUGUCCAAAAUUUGGCUGUGAUAAGCCAAUGUGGAUCAGAUAUUGAGGACUACGAUGACGAUGAAACUGAUGAAGGAGGCGGUCUCACGCGAAACACACGAUUGUCAAGGAGUAUCAGGAGAGCAUACGGAGCAGGACGCAUCUCUUUACUCGACACAGGGAAUAAGAGAAUAGCAGGAAGUUGCACAAAUGAGGCUACGGACACUCAGAAACCAGAUCAGACAUCCAAGGUCAAUGCUCAAACGAAGAACAUGAGUGAGAGCACAAAUGUGAAGGUGCUGAGCAGACUGAGCAAAAGUGCAGAAAACCUUCAUAUAUUUAAGGCACCUUUCAGACGCAAAGCACCAUCUCCAGGACCUCUCUCGCCUCAGGAGGAACCUAGAAGGACUAAAAAUGGGACACCAAACAUCCAGAGGACAGCCAGCGCUUCCUCAGUGGACCUGCGGGGCCACUCAGCUAGCCGCAGAAAAAGCCCUGUGAUGACUAAGGGGCCGAUGCUAAAGCUAGUCGGCAGCAUGACUGACCUGACUGUCCGACGCAGACGAAGUCCCUCCCCCAGCCCCACUUCUCCAUCUCCCUUGUCACCCCUGACCCGUCUCCAUGACGACUACUCCCGCCGUGUGCCUUGCCUAGCAACCAGCGAGCGACAGCGCAGGCCCUCGCCCGUCAGAGCCAGGGUCAUGUCUGUCGAACACAACCCACUGGUUCAUGUCCAACUGGAAUCUGAUGUCAGCCCUCAGCAGCACCAGGUUCUCAUCAGCCAGGUUUCUGUGGAGCCUCCAGAGGGAACAGAGACUUCACCUGGUAUCUCUGCUCAUUAUGAAUCACUGACUGAGGCCACAAGUGGCUAUAAAGCAGAGUGUGAGUCAUCUCCACUCAGCCAGAAAAAGCAAGAGCAACAACAGGAACAGACUGAAGUCAACCUGCUACAGAAUGAGGUGACAUCAGAACAACAAGGGCAAGAAGCACUUCUCCAAAUAGAUGAAGUCUCUCCAACAACCAGCAGCACCCCUCCUAUCUCUCCUACGAGCCUCUCAGACUCAUCCACAUCACCCACAGAUGCAUCCACAGAAACAUCCUCUGUCAAGCCCAGGCGAAGGAGUGGGCGCCCGAGACCUCGGCCCAUCUCUGACUACGGGCAGCUCAUUUCCAGGAAGCACUCCAUUCCCGAGGAAGUGGCAGAACUGCGUGCUGAAGAUAGGACAGCAAAUACAUCAUUGCAUAAAGAAUGCAGUGGUAAUGACACGUGUGGGAAUGGAGAGAGCCCUGAAGACUGCACAAUGAGCGGAGACCUUCAAAGCAUGAGGCAGCGCCCGAUCUCGGUGAUCGGAGUUGUGGAUCUGUUCCCUGCUGAUGCCGAGGAGAAAGACGACUGCCUUCCUUCUUCUCUGUCACGGCCGCCCAUCCCCUCCCACCAGGUGCCCCCCUACAGAGCAGUGUCUGCCAGGUUUCGGCCCUCCACCCUCUCCCAGAGCACCCCCAUUGGACUGGACCGUGUUGGACGGCGUAAGCUCCACAGAGUGCUCAGUGAUGGUGUGUCUGAGUGCUCAGCGACACUCGAUGACAGCGUUAGUGAGGAGGAGGAGGGCAGCUUUGAUGAGCUCACUGAUGUCACACCAUACCUCCAGCCAGGGGUGGAGCUCUCUGUGCUCAACGAGUGGAUAAGCUCAGGCCACACGGUGUAUGCUGAGGCUCUCUGGGACCAUGUGACCAUGGAGGAGCAGGAGCUGGCCUUCAAGGCUGGAGAUGUUAUCCGUGUCCUGGAUGCCUCACAUAAGGACUGGUGGUGGGGCAGGGGGGCUGACAAGGAGGGCUGGUUCCCCUCCAGCUUUGUGAGGGUGCGAGUGAACCAGGAGGAUUCGAGUGCUGAAAGUGUGGAGAGUGUAGCGGACCAGGAAGAUCCACCUCCCAGGGACACACAAAGCAGUCAGCACAAGGAACAGAUGAGAACCAAUGUUGUUCAGGAAAUCAUGAACACUGAGCGGAUCUACAUAAAGCACCUAAAAGACAUCUGUGAGGGUUACAUUCGUCAGUGCCGUAAACACCCGGACAUGUUCACUGAGCUGCAGCUGAAGACCAUCUUCAGUAACAUAGAGGACAUCUACAGGUUUCAGAGGCAGUUUCUCAGAGACCUGGAGAAGAAGUACAACAAAGACCAACCACAUCUCAGCGAAAUAGGCUCUUGUUUUCUCUUGCAGGGAGAAGGCUUCUCUAUCUACUCAGACUACUGUAACACUCAUCCAGCAGCCUGCGCGGAGCUGCAGCGCCUCAUGAAGUCAGGAAAAUACAAGCAUUUCUUUGAGGCCUGCCGGCUCCUCCAGCAGAUGAUUGACAUUUCCAUUGCAGGUUUUUUGCUCACACCCGUCCAGAAGAUCUGUAAAUACCCCUUGCAGCUAGGAGAACUGCUGAAAUACACCCCCAAAGACCACAGUGACUACAGCGGAGUGAGCAAAGCAUAUGAGGCAAUGAAGAAUGUGGCCAGUCUGAUAAAUGAGAGGAAGAGACGGCUGGAGAGCCUCGACACCAUCGCUCACUGGCAGGUGGCCAUUCUACACUGGGAGGGACCUGACGUCCUGGAGCGCAGCUCAGAGCUGAUCCACUCUGGUGAGCUGACUCGAGUCAUCCGACAGGGCAAAAUGCAACAGCGCAGCUUCUUUCUGUUCGACCACCAGUUGGUCUUCUGUAAAAAAGACGUCCUGCGCAGAGACCUGCUCCACUACCGUGGACGGCUGGAUAUGGACCAGACCGAGGUGGUGGACGUGCCCGACGGGCGGGACCUAGACCUGGGCCUGACCCUGAGGAAUGCUCUGCGUCUGCGUCACGCCUCCACCCUGGAGUUUGUGUGCGUGCUGUGCUGCAGGAAGGCCCAGGACAAGCAGAGGUGGUUACAGGCGUUUGCCAAGGAGAGAUACAGAGUCAAAGAAGAUCAAGAGAUGGGAAUGGAGAUCAGCGAAGAGCAAAGAAAACAGGCCAUUGUUAAUGCCAGAAGAGCCAAACAGAAGAAGAACAAAACCAUUGGUUACUCUGGUUCUGUCCCACCGCACCACCAAAACCUUCACCCACUUCACCAGCGUCACAUCACCAUUCCAACCAGCGUGCCUCAGCAGCAGGUCUUUUCACUGGCCGAGCCCCCAAAACGAAAGCCUUAUCACCUGUUGUACAGCAUCACCCGCAACGCCUUUUUCAGGAAAUGAGGCUUUGCUCCCUCAACUUUUUUUCCUCCCUGUGCACAUUCAGAGCACACCCAAACCGUCCUGAAGACUCGAAGAACACUUUAUUUUUUCCUGUAUUUUUUUCUGCCUGUGAAUGUACUGUUAAGUUCUAUUUUUGUGCCUCGUGUGUCUCUGUCUUUGUGUCUGUUGUUGUUGUUGCAUGAUGAAGUUUAGUGCCUGCAGUUUGAAAGGGGCACGACAAAAGUGUUAAAAUACUGACUGUCAGUUUUGUUGGUGUGUUAAAGAUGCUGCUCACUCAAGAGGCUCCCACCCCUUUGUCUUAUUAAUUCCAAUUGAAUUUUUUUAUUAUGUUAAUUAAGACAACAAUGGAUAUUCUGCUUUUAAGUUGACAAACAUGGUUUUAGUUUAUUUCAGAAGCUGGCCCCCUUUUUUUGCUGCAAGUCUGUCAACUCUGAGCACAAAACAGCCGGAGGGUAAUUUAACUGACACCUACCUUGUUAACACUGUAAAUAAAACUCUUGUACAAACAUACCAAACAA